ACAGCGUUAGGGUAGAGACCGGCGGUAUCUCAGUCGAUAUUGGCGGUGUGCUUGCUAAGCCUAGUCUGUGAUAGGCUGGAAAGGAAGGAGAGCGAAAAGUGACCCGAGCCGUUCAGGUCCACGCUCGUUCCCUCUUUACUCAUGAACGGCAAGCAGCACUCGACGGUGGGCCUGUCCCCGUCUCUCAGCCAUGGCUCCCUCCCUACGGGGCGAUACUCCCCUCCUUAUCGACCCCCGGAACGUAUGAGAUGCAUGACUGCCACUUCGGGCAACUUUUUUGGAGGCUUGGAUGAUGGCUUGUUGGCGAGAGCGGAGGCUCUGGCCGCCGUGGAUAUUCCCAAGUGUCCGUCAGCCCAGUUGAUGAAAUCGGAUGGACUGUACGGACACACCCCGGACUUGACACCCCAUCAGAUGACCUCAUCCCGACCUCAGAUGUCUAUGCACGCGCACACCACCCCGUUCGGAUCCGGAGACUCCAUGCUUGACCAGCUGACCGGCAAUCCACCCGGAAUGACCCUGGGCCCCGUCUCCAUGCAGGAGCAUCACCAUCAUAACAACCACGUUGUGAGCUCUCACUCCCACACACACCAGAUGUACCCCCCGGUGUACAGCCACCCUAACAGCAUGAACACCCACCCCGGCCUCACCUCCCACCACGCGGCCAUGCACCACCCCGUACACGACACUGACUGUGACCCCAGGGAACUUGAAGCUUUUGCCGAGAGGUUCAAACAGAGAAGAAUAACUGGGGUAACUCAAGCUGACGUGGGGUCAGCCUUGGCCAACUUGAAGAUCCCGGGGGUGGGGUGUCUGAGCCAAAGCACGAUUUGCCGGUUCGAAUCCCUCACUCUGAGCCACAACAACAUGAUCGCCCUCAAGCCCAUUCUACAGGCAUGGUUAGAAGAGGCCGAAAAAGCCGCUCGGGACAGAAAAGCUGAAGGGGAAAUGAUGGGCGGUGCAGACAAAAAGCGCAAGCGUACCUCAAUUGCCGCACCCGAGAAAAGAUCCCUUGAAGCUUACUUCGCAGUUCAACCAAGGCCUUCAGGGGAAAAAAUCGCUCAGAUAGCUGAGAAGUUAGAUUUGAAGAAAAACGUUGUUCGCGUGUGGUUUUGUAAUCAAAGACAGAAACAGAAGAGAAUGAAGUUCUCUGCAGGUGGUCUUGUACAUCACUGAACUCAAUUUCGGAGACAGGGACUCGGCAAUACUCACAAUUCGGAGCGCCACCCUACCCCCUGUUCUCCCCGACCCCGGGACUAGCGGUCGGUGGGGGCAAGGUGGUGGGGGCACGGCUCCCGGUUCAUGUGCAAUGUGUUUCUCAGGUCAGCUACACGGUCUCGCUUGUGCAAACGGCAAAACAGCGCACAGGGAGAAAACGGAGAGUGCUUUUUGUGACAAUACCAACGAGAGUCGUUUGGGAUUCUCGUUUUUUGAACUAUUCUGGUCUGAGCUUCGUGUAUAUACUACGUAAGUAUGAGUGUUGACACUGUUGAUUUUGUACCAUAAAUUAUUAUUUAUGUUUGAGAAAUUUAUUUGUGAACCGUUUCUCACAAGACUUUUUGAAGGUUGGUACCUACGUGACCACCAUGCGGCGGGCUACUUAUGUAUACAUAGAUUCAAUAUUCACUGCAUCACUGAAUUUUUACAAAUUUAUGCUUUUUCUGUGUUGAUUUUGUUGGUAUAUUCAGUUAUGCAUAUUUGAGCCAAUUUCGUACAAGCGAACAUCAAAAUCAUUCUGAAUUUCAAAGCAUUCGAAACCACAUCGUCACAGCCAUUGAAACACAAUCCCAAUUCUAGAAACAGACGCCAUUUUUGUUUCUGUUUAUAGAACAUGUAUCUCAGGAAGCCAUGGAGUAGAAAUGCUUUUGUUUUUAAAAAAUUAUAUUUCCUUAAUUCCCAUGUGUAGUAAGAUAGCAUUGCGUCUCCUGGUCCAUGACAAUGUAGUUGAAAUUAACAACCAUACCUUGUCAAUCAAUCCCUCACCAGACCGCAUCUGCUCAUAAACAGAAGCCAGUGGGCUAACAGUAAAAACAUUGUCAUCGUUUUGCAACAUUGAAACCACCAAUAAAGUUAACAGUAUCUUGUCACCUCACGAAAACAAACUCAUUUCUUGUUGCUAUUAUCUAACCUUUUAAAAAUACAGUAUAUUUAGUUUGAAAGGUUUUAUUGUGAGUUUAAUAUCUAAUCAUAUUAAUGUUUCAAUUUUGAAAAUAUAUCAUAUCUAAUGUUUCCUUACUUUAAUUUCACAAAUUGUUUAAAAGACAAAACAGAUCUGAUGUACGGGUUUCCGACCCUCAACAUUAACGCAUGUGAAAACAAUGCACAAUAUGGCCAGGUCAUGUUUCUCGCAAUUCACAGGGGAAUUCCCUUAGAGUCAGGAGUCGUUGUAAGCUUUAGAAUCGUAAGCCGCUUAGCCUUCUGUGAGGCCAUCAUUAGGUCUGUUUGCCUGCAUUAUUAGUAUUAAAGGGAUCACACGUGGCCCUUCUGGUCUGAGAGAUCGUAUUUAAGGUACUGUCUUCUAAAACCAACCUGAAAGAAUACCACCAGCAAAUAGGAUUCAUUGAAAACAGCUGACUGGAACAAACAAGUCCGAUUUUCCAUUCUGGUUAUUUUACAAAAUGUUUGUACAUAUUUUUAUGGGAAGCAUUUUAAAAUACGAAACAAAGGCAUUCGAGAGGGGCGUGGUGUUAUGUACUGACAUAUGUUUAAGAGCAAUUGGAAACCCCUUAAAGCCAUAUUACAAUUGAUUGUAUCAAUUACGUUUUGUUAAAAUGGCUAUAAACGGACAUAUGAUAGCCUGGGCUCGUGAGAUGUGUUGUGUUUGGGGGACAUUUAGUGCAUAAUUACGGGGGGUAAUAUUUGCUCGACGCACCCGGCUAUGAAACCUCGCGGUGAUGUGAGAACAUGGCGGAACCACCCUGGCUAGAUUUCUCCCGGGGAUCGGUAGCCCCACGUACUCGUUUAGUAAUUGUCGUCGUUUUAUCACCGCCAUCAUUAUCAAAGUUUUGACCUUUUGUUCCAUUCGGCUUCGAGGCCAUCUGUGCGUUUUAACAGUAGUCUAUACAAUCGAUGCUAUACCCUCACCCGUACUUAAACACCGAUUAUUAAUCAAUUCUCUCGUGUGUUUCUUUGAACCCUUUUCUACGCUUGUGUUGACCAAUAUUUUCGAUUCCACUUGUAAUCGAUAUUACGUGUCCGACGCGAGAUCACAAACAGAUGACGACUUCAACAUAUGUCCUCAUGCUGAACGGCGGCGCGGUUGAACAACUUCAUAAAAUAUUUACCACAAUGACGGCUGUGGAGGGAUAGACCAAAUUCCAUUACAUUAGUCCCAGACUAAUUUUUAUGGCUUCCUUAGGUGCAUGAGAGGAAUUCCGACUGACAUUAUGCAAUUUCAUCUUCAGUACCAUUGUGCUCCUGUAAUGUUUUAUUUGCGUUGUCAUAUUUUGUUAAUUUUUUAAAAAUAUGGCAAGUUUUACGCAGGAUCGCAUGCAAUAAAGAACACGUAAAACAGAAACUAUGUUUAAAUGUAUUUUCCGUACAACGAAAUUAGAAUGAGUCCGAAAAUGGCAAAUUCAUAUAAAUGAGAUUGUUACUAUCAAAUAAAUCUUUGCCAUUUUAAUGGGAAAAGUCCUAAUUGGCAUGUAUUGUGAUUUGUUUGCCUGCGAGCCUGUGUUUUGUCGCCUAAUUCUGUUAGUUACUAGCUAGCGACAUACCGUGAAGUUACAAUACUGUGUAUGAAUUUUACAUAUUUUUGUAUGUUUUGAGGCCUAUAUUUGUAUGUUAUGCGUUCUUUCACUGCAAAUCAUGAUAAAACAAUUGAUCUCUA
Messenger RNA from Haliotis rubra (blacklip abalone), 3826 nucleotides. Its product is annotated as POU domain, class 4, transcription factor 3-like. Gene Ontology annotation, biological process: regulation of transcription by RNA polymerase II. The record is from RefSeq and is a predicted model, not a curated record. NCBI's taxonomy places the organism in Eukaryota, Metazoa, Mollusca, Gastropoda, Lepetellida, Haliotidae. Gene Ontology annotation, molecular function: RNA polymerase II cis-regulatory region sequence-specific DNA binding; DNA-binding transcription factor activity, RNA polymerase II-specific.